This is a messenger RNA of Corylus avellana, 1829 nucleotides long. Its product is annotated as cytochrome P450 81Q32. Gene Ontology annotation, molecular function: iron ion binding; oxidoreductase activity, acting on paired donors, with incorporation or reduction of molecular oxygen; heme binding. The record is from RefSeq and is a predicted model, not a curated record. Lineage: Eukaryota; Viridiplantae; Streptophyta; Magnoliopsida; Fagales; Betulaceae.
GUCACGUUUGCCAUGUGAGGAUUUGUGAAGUUAAUGGUGUUUGUUUCAUUAUACACAACCCAGCAUGAUAAAAAUGAGGUGGGAUUUUGCUCCAUAUAUAUAUAGAGCUGCGUGCAGGACCACUUACUCCACAUAUACACCACAUCUUCUUCGCAUACAUUUUCACAAACGUGGAAGACAUGUUGAUUUACUCAUCCCUCUCUCUUCUCGUCGUCGCUGUUGCUUUCAAGCUCAUCGUCCACCUUCAAACAAGAACACCCAAACACCUCCCUCCCAGCCCGCCUUCUCUGCCAAUUCUCGGUCAUCUCCAUCUCGCUAAAAGGCCCCUUCACCGGACUUUCCACAGCCUUUCCAAGAAAUACGGCAAGAUUUUCUCUCUCCGGUUCGGUUCCCGCCUGGUGGUUAUUGUAUCGUCCCCACAGGCAGUCGAUGAAUGCUUCACCAAGAACGACGUCGUCCUGGCGAACCGCCCAGACUUACUCGCGACCAAGCACCUGGACUACAACCACACCACCAUGGUAGCAUCCCCCUACGGCGACCACUGGCGCAACCUCCGCCGCAUCAGCUCGCUCGAGAUCUUCUCAACCAACCGCCUCAACAUGUUUCUGGGCAUCCGAAGGGACGAGGUCAAGCGCUUGCUAUGCAAACUUUCGCAAAAUUCGCGCGAAGAUUUCACCAAGGUGGAGUUGAAAUCAAUGUUCUCAGAGCUCACCUUUAACAUCAUAAUGAGAAUGGUGGCGGGGAAGCGGUACUACGUGUACGGAUCCGGAGAGCACGUGAAGGACGAGGAAGAGGCGAGGCAAUUUAGGGAGAUAAUGAGAGAGGCUUUCGCGAAUAGUGGGGCGUCGAAUCCUCAAGAAUUCGUGCCCAUCUUGCGGUGGAUUGAUCAUGGGGGUUUAGAAAAGAGGCUGAUGGGGCUUGCCAAGAGGAUGGAUGCCUUCUUGCAAGGCCUUAUUGACGAGAAGAAGGGUAACGAAGAGGGAAAUACUAUGAUCCACCAUCUGCUUUCUUUGCAGAAAUCACAGCCGGAAUUCUACACCGACCAGAUUAUCAAAGGCCUUAUUUUGGUCAUGCUAGUUGGCGGGACUAACACAUCAGCAAUAUCAUUAGAGUGGGCGAUGUCCAAUCUGCUCAUCCAUCCUGAUGUACUAAAGAAGGCUAGAGCUGAAUUGGACAAUCAGAUUGGGGAAGCGAAUUUGAUAGACGAACCAGAUGUGCCUAAACUACCGUACCUUCAAAGCAUAAUCUCUAAGACCCUUCGAUUGUACCCGGCAACUCCACUGCUAAUACCCCACAUGUCCUCUGAUGACUGCACCAUCGGAGGAUACGAUGUUCCACGUAACACGAUGUUAUUGGUGAAUGCAUGGGCCAUACAUAGAGACCCCAUGGUGUGGGAUGAUGCAACCAGUUUUAAACCCGAGAGAUUCGAGUGCGGCAAGGCUGACCCGCAGAAGUUGAUGCCAUUUGGGUUGGGAAGGAGGGCAUGUCCAGGGGCAGGACUCGCCCAACGGACAAUGGGGUUGGCUUUGGGGUCAUUGAUUCAGUGCUUUGAGUGGGAGAGAGUUGGUAAGGAAGAAAUAGACAUGACUGAAAGUAACGGGAUGACCAUGCCUAAAGCUGUGGCACUGGAGGCCAUGUGUAAGGCGCGCCCCAUUAUGAAUAACCUUCUUUCGGAGUCAGUAGAUUAUGUUUGAAUUAACAAUGUCGACCUAGGGUUAAUAAGUUGUACUGGAUAAUUGGUUUGGAAGCUUUGUUUAAGAAAUAAGAGAGUAUUUUGUAAGAAAUUCCAUUAAAAUAUGUCCCUUUAUGUCACAUAUAUUAUUGUAAUA